CGCCUACAACUACGGCAUAUCGGGCGACAGGACUGAGAAUGUCAUCUAUCGAUUGCGCGACAAAGAGUUUGAUGGACUCAAUCCCAAAGUGGCUGUCCUUAUGAUUGGCACUAAUAAUAUCGGUUGGAAUAAUACGGUGGAAGACACGGCACAUGGCGUACAGGAAGUGCUGAAAGAGCUGAUGGCAAAAUUGCCGCAAACAAAAGUGAUCCUAUUGUCUAAUACACCGCGUACUGAACCAAACGGCUCUAAAUGCAAACAAUUAAAUGUUUAUUUGAAAAAGUUUGCCGAUGAUAAGACUGUCUAUUAUGUGGACAUGUGGUCACACUAUGUGAAUGCCGACGGCACCCAAAAGUAUGAGCUCUUUGUGGAUAAACUGCAUCCAAAUCAAAAAGGCUUUGAGGUCUGGCAGCAGACUAUGGAUCCAUUGCUCAAUAAAUUGUUGCAA
Molecule: messenger RNA, 448 nt
Organism: Medioppia subpectinata
Lineage: Eukaryota; Metazoa; Arthropoda; Arachnida; Sarcoptiformes; Oppiidae
Source: the annotation of a GenBank genome assembly